AGUCAAGAUCUUUUCUGGCAAGAUGAAUUCUACCAGUUUGUUCCUCUUUUCUCUGCUUCUCCUUCUGGUGACAGGAGCCAUUGGGAAGAAAACUAAGGAAAAAUUCUUGCAGUCGGAAGAAACUGUCAGAGAGAGCUUCUCGAUGGGAAGCAGAGGCCAUAUGUCAAGAAGUUCUGAGCCAGAGGUAUUUGUUAGGCCACAGGACUCCAUCGGUGACGAAGCUUCUGAGGAAAUGAGUAGUAGUAGUAGUAGUAGAAGAAGAAGUAAGAUUAUCUCUAGCAGUUCUGAUGGUUCUAAUAUGGAAGGUGAGAGUUCAUAUUCAAAGAGAAAGAAGAGCCGGUUUUCUCAAGAUGCACUCGAGUGAUACUGCAUUGACCAGCUGAACAUCUGGACCAAUAUGCUGGAGCCAUAUCGCCAGAACAGAGCCCAUGAUGUCUUCAGCAUACAGCUCCCAUGUGGUCUCAGAGGCAGUCCCUGGAUGGCAUUUACUUCCCAUGCUUGUUUGUCUUGAGGUUCUUAAACCUAACAUUUACUCUGGAGCUUUCUUUCCAAUAAAGAGAUAACAAUUUGCAUCA
Molecule: messenger RNA, 575 nt
Organism: Mus musculus (house mouse)
Lineage: Eukaryota; Metazoa; Chordata; Mammalia; Rodentia; Muridae
Gene: Svs4
Product: seminal vesicle secretory protein 4
Exons: 3
Coding region: 23-364 (113 amino acids)
Cellular component (GO): extracellular region
Source: RefSeq, marked provisional